GUUACACGCUAUUCCGGCGCCGGAGUGCAUACCCGCGUCGCGCAGGAUAUCCACAGGGAAUGACGGAAGUGUGUUACUAGGCCGAGUGGCACGUGACAUUCUCUUUUCUCGGUGCGGUGCUACCCUUCGACGACGUCAUGCCCGGCGUCGGCGUUUUCCGGCGGCUGCGUCCAACGCGCGACGACAAUAUUGCGCGAUAAUUGCGCCUUUUUACGGCGAAGAAUGAAUUUUCCUCGUAAGACAGGGAUAAGUGUGUAAAUUUUGUGUGGGAGACGAGAUCGGUUUUAUCUUGGUUCUCGAUUCUCGCGAGCGUACAAUUCCGACGUUUCUCCAAUCGAGGAUUGAUCCACUCUGGCUGAUGGAGCGUUGUUGUCUACCGAGGGUGUGUGCAAGACAUAGGCGUAUUAGCGGUUGAAAAAUUGGAAGGAUCUGUUCUGCGAGUAACAUUUGAAGCAAUCAUGGAUAAACGGCGAUCUAUGGAUGGAGGAACGCAGGAGUAUCCGUUGCCUAUUCCGGUUCAGAUGUUCCUUUGGCGUCAUAUAAGGCCAUUUAUUCGAGCUAAACUAGGAAAACUUCACGAAGCAUCUUGCACGUUCUGUCAACACGCGCCAGGCCAUCAUGAAAUGAAGGAAGCGUGCACGUGCCUUGAAAGAGUUUUAGUGCAAGAUCUUCAUAAUGAUCUGACACCCUCGUUGAGCGAGAUAUUAAGAAGCGUGCCACGCUGGCGUUUGAUUCAAGCCGCUCUUCCUUACGUUCUCCAUGCUACGGCCAGUCUCUUACACAAUAGGAAAGAUUUUCAGACCCUCGGCACGAUGGAAACGACUCUUCUUUAUAUUCUUCACUGGAUACUCUUGGAUUCAGCUGAAGAGUGCGCCGAGAACGAGCCCGAUCAGUCAAAUCCUUUUUUCUACUUGUUUCCGAUACCCACCAUGACUCUCUUCGUUUAUCUAUUUGCACCUUUGUGCAAUCACUUAAAGGACAUUGACUUCAAGACGAAUUUACGAUUGGAGAAUGGCCUAAAAGUAUGGUCUGCCAUGUACGAAUGCCGACAUCCAGAGGCAACAUGUUUCACAGCGCAUUGUCGUGCUAAACCGCGCAUUUAUUGGAGUCAAUCUUUUAAAUCUGCCAAGCAUCACAUGUUGUCGGAUGAUGUUUUUGUUGGAGGAAAUGUUGAAAGUCCACCUAGCCAAUCAACUUCGGAUCAAAGUGCUCCGCCACCUUCGAAAGUAAUUGAAGAAGAUCAGGGUACUUGGCUGUCGUCACCAAAGGAUACGGUUUUCCCGGAAACGAUCCCCGAGGAAAGCUCUGGCGCGGAGGACGAGCACGUGGUAAUAUUUAGAUUACCAUCUUUGAGUGAAUCAGAGAGAAUGCUUGACGGGGUAAAAGAAGUUUCCACCAUAUUCGCAGGCGAGGCCAGCAUCUUUCACGUCGCGAUGGGCAGGACAACGAGCUCCUCGAGAUCUACGAUAGAACAGUUUACGAUAGAGCAAGUCACGGCAAUUUCUGGAUUGGACACGUGCAAACAGUAUCAUGAAAAAGCUACGAAAACCGGAGGUACGGACAAGGAGAAAGAGGAAAAAAUUUCUAAGACGGAGAAGGAAACGCAAGAAACUUCGAAAACACGCGGAAGUUUCUCGGUGCAACGUCAAUCGGCUGAAGCAACUACAACCGAGCACACCGCCAGUUCUACGAUCAUCGAUUCGGACGUUCGCGCGGCAACCUUUCUGGACGUGGCCACUUUGAGAUGCCUGUUCGUACCUCAAUGGCAGGAGGAAGGUGUUCAUUGGGCUCUUCAAUUUUUCUACUACCGGCUACGAAGAAUCAAUGAAGAAACCUCAGUGCAACAGAUGCCGCGUCGCCGGAGCAAUUCCUUGCCCAUACCGAAAAUCGAAGUCUCGAUUUAUCAGAGCCCCGAGAGUAAAAAGAAGGACGUAUCGAAGGACUUAAUAGAGGUGCCCGACCCGCGCGACACUUCUUUGGUAGCGACCCACGAAAGCGAAUCGCGACAUACCAGACGUGCCAGCGAGAAAACGAAGAAGCGCAUGAAGAUGGCCGAUCUCAAGGUCUUUGUGGAAACAAAACUUCUCUCGAAAUCGGAGAAGGCACUUGAGAAAAUUGGCCAGGAUGAACCCAAGAUGUUGUUCGAGCAGGAACGUCAUACAAGUCUUGAUACCGGAGAAGAUCAUUUGACCUCGAGACGAACCUCGGCCAGUUCAAAGAUUUUUGAGGCGAAGGACAUCGAUUACAUGAAGCAUCCUACAAAUCUAAUCAAAGGGAAGAGUAUGCCGAGUUUAAGCUGCUUGAUUAACGAGCUGACCGCGGGAGGGUACCUCGGCGAUACUCGCAUCGAGAGAAAACAGAGUCGGUUUUACAGUCAAUCCUACACCGCGCCGAACCCUAUUAUCACCGUCACGGAACACACGCCAACUCCAUCCCCCGAUUACAUGAAGCGUCAGGGAUCCAUCGACAGUCAAUUAGAUGUUAUCAGCGUCCAAGGCCCAGGUCGUUUGUGUUCCGAGAGAAAACCUAGUCUCACGAGAUCCCAGACGGACUCUAACAUCACUUACAUGAGCGACGAGGUGCCGGAAGCUCCGGGCUCCGCGUGUUACAUCACCAAGGAGGGUGAUGUUGAUCUUCAAGUCGUCUUGAAGGCGAUACACUUCGUUGCUUUGCGAGAUAACACCACUUGCACGCCGCGAGUCUGCGAGAUUAUGCUGAACUUGAUGGAACUCUUGAUGGACAUGGGGGUGAUGAAGCAUUGUCUUCGAGAGGAAGCCGUCGGCAGUAACGCAGGAUCCGGUACGGGGAUCGACAAUAAAUCGGAAACGGGGAAGAAACAGGAUUCGCCAACAGAAUUACAUCAGGAACAUAGAUACGAUUCGAGCGGCAAGGACAAGCCAACCGCUCACAAUCUUCUCAUGAAUUGCGUGAUCAGAGUGUUGAGGCAUCUAGGCUGCCCGCACGGUUGCUUGGACGGGGUGCGCGGACCUCAGGCUGAUAUCUGUCGCUCCCAGGGCCAGACUAUCCUGACAAAACUGCAUCGCGCGAGUUCCCGUCAAUUCUCGCGAUUCCUACGAACGAUGAUGCGAGAGCAACCGCUGACGGAGAUCUUGGACUUCUUUCACGCGUAUGUCGGAUACUGCGUCGAUCCGAGCUCAUUGUUGUCACCGCUUAAUCAGAAAAGAAUGUCGGGAAAAUCGCCCGACGUGGCCACCCAAAGUGGAUACGCGACGAACUUCGGCGCCGGCACGAUUGGUGCCGGAACCGGCGGAAGCGGAGUCGGUACCUCGAGCGGAAGCGGUGGCAACGUCAUCGGAACAGCGAGCGGCGUCGCGACGUCGUACAAUGCCGGUGGUUACGGGACGCGCGGUAUCGAGGGACAGAUCAUGACCUGCGUCUUCAAGGUCUUGGUCACGCGUCUCAUCGGUUCCACGAAGCAGUUGAAGGCGCAAGAGAACAUCAGCCUCUACUGCGACGUGCGACAAUUGAUGACAUACGUCAAGGAGGCGCACGGUGGCAUUUUCCGACGGGUUGCUUUAAGUGGAAUCCUAGACUCCGCGGAUCGACCGAAUAAACGAUGUAACAGCAACAUGCAGACAACACGUGUCAUAAGACAUAUGCAUCAAUCGGAUUUAGAGGAACACGCGGACAUUGGAGGAGAUACGUGUUUCACCGUUGACGACAGAGGCACGCGAAAAUUCCUUUUUAAGAAAAGGAGCACAUCAUCCACCUGCGCUGCGGGAUCGAACUUGCAGAGUCUGCUCGAGACAGAAUUGAGCGAGGACAACGUGAAGAUUAGUCAAAGCCCGUUGGGUAAUCUGCGCAAGAAACAUCACGUAUUGACACCCAGGCAGAGCGAACGCAAUUUAGGUAUCGGCGAGCCUUCUCUGGGACCGCGGAAAUCGACGCGAUUUCAAAUUGGCGGUAUCGUUAACUGGUUCCGGAAGGAGUACAGUCGGACCGAUUCUACCGAUAGCCAUGAAAGUAGCGAGUCGCCCACAGACGGCAGCUUUGUUAGGCAACCCAGCUUCCAUUACGGUCAUCAUCGCAGCGCGUCCCGGACUGGUCGCGGGGUUGGUAUAACUCUGCAAAAGGCGAAACGUCGGAUGGAAGAUCAGUUGAAUAAGAUCGGUUUUGGAAAGAGCAAAAAGAAAGAAAGCAUGGAAGAGACGCCCGGAAACUAUUUCAGUCGAAAGAAUUCCAUGGAGCUCGGCGAGGCUUGCAGAGAAUCCGAAUUUGUUGUACUGAAGGAGAGAAGAUUGGUACCUCGCACCGCGGUAUUUGAAGGAAUGUUACGAUUCUCCUUUCUCCUGGAGACCUGUCAGCCAGGCUCUGUUCCCGAUCCUCAUCUGAUGGCGUCGCUUCUGGACCUUCCAUACGCGCCGGUAGUAUCUCGCGCUUGCCUGAUCCUGGAAUGCGCACAUUUAGUGCAUCAGUGCAACAAAGGCCACUGGCCCGCAUGGAUGAAACACAAUUUUCCCAUGUUUCGACCGUCGGUGCCGAUAAACAGUCGGAACGCCUCCACUGCACUUAGACGCGUUCAUAUAUUACAACGCACCGCGGGAAAAUUAUUUUAUCAAUGGGCAGAGGCUAUAGGGGCACGUUUGGAAGAGUUCUUGACCGAGGAUAAGCAAAAUAUGGAGCAGGUAACCAGCAUAGUAUCCGAUGAAAGCAAACAGAGAGAGUUGAUUCUGGAAGAUGAGGAGGAAGAUUUUCUUGAUGACGCUAGCAUAAAUAAUUAUGGAUCCCAAUGUCCCUUCGCGUUACGUCUCGUCGCUUGCGUUCUGCUACUGGAAGUGACGGCGUUUCUGAGAGAGACUUACCAAACUCUACCGAAGUCGAGCAAACUGUUGACGAAGGAACGUCAUCCGCCUUGGGAAAGAAUGUACAGUCGAGAAGCAAAUCGACGAUGGAGCGUGGCUUUGUCAUCCAUGGGCCAUUCACAGGCAUCCGCGCAGAGUCUUCAAUCUAUAGCCGGCGAUCGCGAAGUUGUCGCGGAGCGCAAAAUCAGUUUUGUCCUCUACGAACCUGAUAAUGAGUCUGAGGGAAGCAGCAAAUCGAAUGUUACGAUUCAAGGUGAGGAAGCCCAGAAUAUCGAAAAGGAGAAAGCGAAGAGGAUGCAGGCAGUGCAUCCUCAAAGUAGACCAUUCCUCCUUCGUCGCAGUACUGCCAGCGCUGCAACUGGUUCGUUUAAGAAGAGAAGCCUUAAACUUCGUCGCAACACCAAAGAGGGCAAGGAUACAGAGUGCGAAGCAUAUACGGUAAAACGGGCAGAUUCGAUUCAAUCCAAAAGAAAAGUGAGCUCGCUCUCUGACAGAAGCGACACAUCCGAACCCGGUGCCGGCGGCGAGGUCAGUGGCGAUGAAUCGCCAGGCAUUCUCAGCGACGAUCAACCACCGGAGAGUCCGAGCGACAGCAACGAGACCGACGAAACCAAUAAGAAUUUCCCGUGGAUGAAGGUGCUCGUGCAAUUUGCCAAUUCCUUCAAUUUUUACUGCUCUCAUCAGAACUUUUGCCAUCCCUUCUGCCAUCGACGACAAAUGCGAGCUAGCAGCAGAUUAAUAAAAUCGGUGAAGAAGAUCUAUGGGGAGGAAUUUGGUAUACUGAACGGUACGGGUUUGUUGGACAUUGACACUGAUAAGAAGGACGACAAAAAGGACAAACGCAGCCGCAAAGUAUCUGACCAAACUAGCACGCAGGUGUCGCCUAUUCGAAGGAAAGACAGCGUGGGGCGCAAGUACAAGAUAGAAAAAAAUCUGGAUGGUUCUCAAUCCGGCCGAUCAACUCAAAGGGAUUCUUCGAAAGAUCUCGUAGAUCAGGAUUCUGAAAGAGGCAAGGAAUCCUUGAGAAGGGUCACAACAAAGUAUACUGUUGAGGAGGAGAAAGAUAAAGAGCCACCACCGGUCUUGAAAUACAUAAGGACUCAAGUGAAAGAUGCUUUUCACGCACCUUUGGCUACUUUAAUCAAAGGGGCGGUCGUCAUGACGGAAGAUUUGUUCGUGGAAGUGCUGCCUGUUGCGUGGGAGCUCUUAUUAGAAUCCAAUCAAGAAGUCGCCGCAUCAGCCGCGGCACUUUUUAUAGUAUCAGCCGUACGGGCACCAAACCAGGCGAGCGAUCUGAUGCACAAGGGUCUUCAACAUAACAACACUAGUGUGCGCAUCAACGCAAUUUUGCGAUUUCAAGUUCUGUGGAAAUUACGAUAUCAAGUAUGGCCGCGGAUGGAGGAGGCGGCUCACUUAACUUUCAAAGUACCUCCGCCAGGAAUAGAAUUCACUUUGCCGUCACCAAAAAUCGGAAUUGAAUCUUUACCGGUGGUCGAUCCGCCCUGGAUGCCCCAGGUCAAAACCAAAGUGGAGGAGGUCACUAUCAAUCAGGAACAUCAUAGAUCUUUGGUGACCGCGACGAAGACGCGGAAAAAACAACAGACCGAACUGAUCACGAAGGCUCUUCAGGCACAGGACGAUAAGAAGCGGGAAGAGAGAGAAAAUUUUCUAAUUACGACGAUACCGAUUACCGUACAAGCCGCUUACGAACCGAGCCCAGUGGGAGAUGAUCACGAUGAAGGUAAUGUAGGGGACGAAGACGCAGCUGAUACUGUUCCAAGGAAUACUCAAACCCAUCACGCCCAGUCAGCUCUCUCGUUGUUUCCGUCAUCACUGUGUUCAGCGAUUGUUCAAAUUAUUAAUCUCUUGGACGAUCCAGCAGUUUCUGACGAUGGAAACGCGGUAUACGAAGUGGCAUAUCAGGUAAUCUGGAGUUGUUUGGUGGAAGAUAGCGCUUUGUUUCUUCGAUACGUGCUGGAGCGUCUCACAAGAGAGAAGCAAGAGUUGAUGUUCAAGAUUUUGAGACAUCUUAUCAGAUUUGUGCCGAAAUUGCCGCAACAGGCUGCGUUCGCGCUGUACAAUUAUAUUAUUGGAUAUGUUAUGUUUUACGUGCGCACUCCGCACGAGGAGGGCCAAAAAUUAAUUGGAACCGCGUUGUCAAUCCUGUGGAUGGUGGUGCACAGUGUACACGGUAUUAUGUUUAAAGAUCUAAAACAAAUCCUGCGGAAGGAACAGUGCGAUGCGUCGAUCCUACUUACGGCGAAUGUUCCGUCAGCGAAAAAGAUCAUCGUUCACGGCCCACAGGAUCCUGACGCCGGAGAAAUACCGUCGCAGUUUCCGGUUGCGGAGGACACGCAAUUUUGUCAGAUACUUCGAGAGUCCUUGGACUUUUUCGGCGUCGAAGAAACAAAGCAUCACGAGUAUUUCCUCGUGGAUUACAAGACGCAUCAAAUACACAAUCCAUCAUCGUAUGUUAGAGACUAUUAUUUCUUUAAGAGAUCUCAAUUUCCACAAAUCGAACUCGUUCACAUGAAACCGGAGGAUGCGUUCAAUGCGUUGCAACGCCAGGAAUUGGUGCAUAAAUUCGUAGAAAUAGGAAAGGUGCUAUUGACCUGGGCGAUCCUGAAGAAUGUCGAUAUGGUAGUGCAAAGAGUUGUGUUUCUUCACGAAGAGCUCAUGAAGCUACCGUCGUUCCCGCGAAAAGCACUGGAAGCAGACUUGGAUCUCUACAAAGGUGGCGAAAUUGGAAGAGAGCUUCUUGGGCUGGAUGUGAUGCAUAAAUUUAUGUGGGUGAGGCUGAUCGCGCGCAUGUUCGAGGCCAUGGCCGGCAAUUUCGCGUAUUCCGGUGAUAUACAUCUCUUUUUGAACGUCCUGAAUGGCGCCGUGAUCAUUCACAGCGAGGAUUCCUGCAUUCUACGCUAUGUCAUUGCGACGUACAUAAACGCAGCGCAUAAUUUCAAAAAUAUCUUCUCGACAAACGGUUACUUGUUGAUCAUGCCGACCUUACUGCAACUAUACUCAACGCAUCAGACGAACAAGCUCGUGACGACCACCGUUGAAUAUGCCGUCAAGCAAUUUUAUCUCAUGAACCGUAAACCCUUCAUUCUACAGAUGUUUGGCAGUGUCUCUACUAUAUUAGAUACAGAUAUGAUAAGCGUCCAUGGCGAGGCUCAUAAGGUUCCAGCUACGUGCCUGUUUAACUUAUUAUUAAGUUUGGAAACUCCGUCGCCGGAUCCACUCAAUAUAGGAGAAUUAGUGAAAGAAGAGAAGCCUUUGAAAGCGAUAGACUUUUGUUAUCACGAUGAAAACGAAAUGGUCGACGUACUCGAUUGUAUAUCUCUCUGCGUGAUGGUAAUAGCUUACGCACCUGACUCGAUCAGAGGCCAACAAAUGCUGACAAUAUUAGAAGCGAUACUGCCGUGCUACGUUCAGCAAAUCCAACUACCCACGUACAAUAAAGAAGGCAAAACAGAGAAGGAGAUAAUAAAUCAGUUAGCGAUUGCAGUUAGGACAUUAGUCAACAAUUCCGAAGCAUUGACAAAAUAUUAUAACGGUCCGCAAAAAUCAAGUCCCGAACAUAAAGGCUCCAGUCAAAAGAAUUAUGGUAAAGGUCCGUAUUCACCGGGUUUCGAUUUCGAAGACGACACUCACACGAAGUACAUGGAACACUCGAAAGCUCGACAUUUUUACGAUCGAGACGAGGAUUUUCAUAAGAACGAGUUUAGAAGACCCCGCGACACCUUAUUAAAUAUGGUCGGAGAUUUUGUAGCUCGUUGUUCCGCUCGUUUGGCAGAGCUCAAUAAGAAGUCUCAGGAUGGAAAAACUAUCGAGUUGCUGGAUUCAAAAUGUCACGUGCGCCUAGCUGAUAUAGCUCAUAGUCUCCUGAAGAUUUCUCCAUACGAUCCGGUCACUAUGGCUUGCCGUGGUCUCAAACGAUACAUGAAUGACAUUCUUCCUUCAACCGAGUGGGCGGCCGACGAAAUGAGACCGGCGUUAACGCUGAUUCUCAGGAGAUUGGAUAAGACUUUCAGUAAGAUACACAAGAAACCAUCGAUCAGAAGGAAUACCGAUUGGGUCGCUGCCAGUGAUCUUUUGAGAGGGGUGUACGAAACUCUGUCGAAGAGUCCAUAUAUCGCGCACUUUCAAUAUUUAAAGACGUUGUUGUCUACUUGUCAGGCUUUAAUUGUCGGCGACAAUCUAUCUGAAGAUUUAACCUCGGCUUCCACAGCUGCUUUAAUGAGCAAACUACCCGUACCACUUCCGCCACCGCAGUUUUGCUCGACGGUGUUACGUCUGAUUGCUCUACACGUGAUAUCCUUCGGCGAGGGAUAUUCCCUGGAAAAUGUUCUCGGUGGUCAGAACAUGUUCGCUACUCAAACUCGCACGGAGAAUGCCCUACUGAACUUGUUGAUACCAUUGUUUCUGCGCGUUGGAACUGGGAGAAAAGACGUGCCGAAACUGAAGCAAUCGGACAUCUCAUUUGCUCUAACGACUGUGUUGAACGCACUUUGGCCGCCGGGUGCAAAACCGAUACCAUUGACGAUGCAAAGACCACCGACGGACACAAGGACCGGUAGUAUAACAUUCACCGCAAGAGAUCCGAAGGCUUUGACGAAAACAUCGUUAACAUUAUAUCAGGUCGCAUUUCUGGCGCUUAAAAUAAUGACGAUAUGUUUUGAAACCGAGCUGAGAACCGAAUGGCGGAUAAUUCUACGCGCGAUGCGUCUUUUGAACAAGCGCAACGAAGCUUCCACGUAUCUCUGGAAUUUCAUAGAAUUUAUUGUGACGCACCGGACAGCAUUGUACAUUCAAAUGCUUCCGUUCAUCGUUUAUAAAAUCGGACAAGCACCGAUAUCCGAGCACGAACGAAAUAUGCACACCAUCAUACGCGAGAAGAUCAACGGUAGCAGUACAACCGUGCCAAAAUCGCGGGGCGCGCUACUGAUGGAUCUUAUUCACGAGUUAAAGAACCUAAAGCAGGAAAUUGAGAAUCGAAGAUGCGAUGAGAUGCAACCGGAACCUAAGAGAAGCGUGGUGGAUAUGCAUUCGAUAACCGAAGGCCAACCGCGUACUCAGAGGCCGUCUCUGUUGAUGGAUCUUCUAACCGGCGAUUUGGGAUCGAGAGCUCACAUGAAUCGUACGCCCGCUGAGACACCAGUGUCUCAUUCCACAGCAGCUCAAUCGCAUUCAACUCAAUCCAACACGAGUAGCACUGUUAAGACAACGCAUCCCACUCAAGUAACAGCACCGCCGAACGGCACCCGCAUUGGUGGAUCCUUAUCGAGCACCAGCGCUGGAUCUGCCACUCUGCGUGAAGUGAGCGAGACAAUCGCCGGGGAAACCGGUGCCGAGCAGCCGCCGUCGACGACAGAUAGAUUCCAAUCAUCUUCUACUAGCGAUGAACGUAACCAUGUUAAGCUUCAUUCUAUCUUACCUCACCAAAAGGCGCCAAAGCUGCGCUUUGUCUCUUCCGUAGAGUUUAGAAACUCAUCAGGGGAGACGAUGACGGGCCAGCUAAGUCCAAGCAGUCCGACCGAAGACAGCUCCGGAGAAUUACGUACCGACAGGCCUCGCUUACAACGUUCUAUGGGCCAAAGCAAGAAGACCUUCCGCUUAAGAAAAAGUCGAAAGAGUCACAUUGAGACGACGCAGAUGAAGUUGGAACCGUUGGAUACGGCAAUCGCAGAGCAAUCAACGAGUCAACCGAAAGCGACGAUGCAGGUGUCAUCGACGGUGGAUCCGCUGUCAUCUAACAUCCCUUCCAAUUCUUCGUCUAUUCGUUCCAGGCGAAGUUUGUCUAUUCGCAAAUCGGACGGAGACAAAAACUCCAACGCGCCUGCGGACCAGCAGCAAUUCCAUGGUGCGGCGCAUCAGCACCACCAUUGUCACUACUUUCAUCACCAGCAUGUGCACCCUCAGGUGUCAGACGUAUCCUGGGAUGAAGACACGUCCAGUACUUCCGGAUAUCGUGAGUCGUACAGUAUGCAGAUCGUGUCAUUGGAUGGUGCCAAUGCUCGUUCGGGCCAGGCACCGCCCUUGGCAUCGCCGGAUCUAAAUGACAUGCCAUCCACGAGCAGCACGACCACCAAUUACAUAGCCUUCGACGGCAGUUCGCCGGAUUGCUCGAUUAAUGGCAGCGGAGGCGAGAAAACCGCUCUGUUGACUUCGAGCCAGAGAACGACUUCUCAACAUUCCUUGUUGAUGGUCUUUCCAAAUCAAGACGAAGAUACGUUAAUAUAAAUCGUAAAAUCCGUUGACACUUGAUUGAGACUGAUAAUUUAAUGUAAUUGACGUGAGAAGUAAGAAUUUUUAAAUAAUUGGCAAUUUAAAACGUUUAAAUAUCGGGAUUAUUAUAUGGAGGAUUAUGUAAUAUGUCUGAAUCUAUUUAUCUCUUAAAUCCUCCAUGACUAAUGAGACGUAUGUGUUCCAUCGUAAUUUGACACGAAAAAUGUUUUUAUACUAAUCAGAUUUAUUUUACUCUAUAGCAAACACUUUAAAUGUGAGGCAUAUAUAUCCCGAUAAUUAAGCUGCGUGGAACACAUACGUUCUGUUAAUUAUAGAAUUUUUGCGAAAUAGCUGGUAUAUAGUAUAUAUUUUGAAUAGUCUUUGAAAGAUCUUUUAAUAAAAAUCGUUAAGCAUGCAAAGAGAUCAAAUCGGAAAUGAUUCGUAAAAUCUAGCACGUUUGAUCACAUGCAUUUCGAUGCUUUUAAAGAGUUUAGAGGUAUUGUCCUAGGUAUUGUAGUAGGCCUAAUCGUUUAUAUGCUGUGAUUGUAUUAUACAGGCAUAUUUGAAAUAAAACACUCUAUAAAUAUA
Molecule: messenger RNA, 11636 nt
Organism: Temnothorax curvispinosus
Lineage: Eukaryota; Metazoa; Arthropoda; Insecta; Hymenoptera; Formicidae
Gene: unc80
Product: protein unc-80 homolog
Exons: 51
Coding region: 459-11063 (3534 amino acids)
Biological process (GO): monoatomic cation homeostasis
Cellular component (GO): cation channel complex; axon
Molecular function (GO): monoatomic cation channel activity
Source: RefSeq, a predicted model, not a curated record